Molecule: messenger RNA, 1083 nt
Organism: Haemonchus placei
Lineage: Eukaryota; Metazoa; Nematoda; Chromadorea; Rhabditida; Trichostrongylidae
Source: the annotation of a GenBank genome assembly
AUGCUCCAUGAUUUCAAGCCGUCGCAACUCCACCUCCGCAACAACAUCCUAUUUCUUUUUUUAUCUGGCCAAGGACCGGCGGCAAUCGAUAGGCGUCUGGAGGAAAUUCACAAGGAGGAAGCUCCUGUCAGAAGCGCACUUUGCAAGUGGCACUCAAAGUUUGCGUCGGGCGACUGUUCCAUCGAAGAUGGAAACUUUCCGGGAAGCACAAUGGACUUGGAUUUGGACGUGCUGCGGAGCCACGUGGAAGCCGAUCCGUAUCAAACUACUCGAGAACUGACAGUCACUCUCGGGGUGAGUCAGUCCACAGCUGUUCGUGGAUUGAAGUCAAUCGGCAAGGUACGAAAGCUCGGUCGAUGGGUGCCUCAUGCUUGGGAGCAGUAUGACAUGGAUCAGUGCGCUAACGUGGCACUUUCUCUCCUCACGCUCAGGCGCAUCCACACGUGGCUCGAGCAUCCUGUCACUAGGAAUGAGGAGUGGAUCCUCUACUUUGACGUUCACUGGCGUGCUCAACGGGUUGACAAAGGUGCGGAUGCAGGGGGCUUCCCUAAUUCCAACGUACCCACUAUAGUCUGCUCUGCAUCUGGUAGAGCGUUCACGGUGUCGAAUACUGGGAACUGGGACAAAGGAUAUACAGUGACCGCAGACGUCUACAUUAGGCAACUUAGGAAUUCGAAAGCGAAUCUCGAAGUUUCACGUCCACAGCAGCACAAAGUUUACUUACAGCAGACAACGCUCGGCCGCACAUUGCAAGAACGACCGAACAGAAUUAAUGAAUUUCGGCUGGACACUUUCAUCACUUGCACCAUAUUCACCAGGCUUGGCUCCCUCGCAAUGCCGCCUUUUUCUCCAUCUCCAACGUCAUCUGAAUGGACAAGACCUUCAGACCCGCAACGACAUCAAAAUGGCACUCGAGCAAUUCUUCGGACCAGCACCGAGCGUUCCGGAGCAGGGGUAUCUACGAUCUGCCCGAGCGUUGCCAGAAGACCAUCGAUGCCAAUGGGGCAUAUUUCGAAUGAUUCCCUAUUGUCGUUUAAAAAUUGUAAGAUAAAAAUAAUCAUUGUCAAUUGGCCCGACGAUUAA